Messenger RNA from Dracunculus medinensis (Guinea worm), 1119 nucleotides. Lineage: Eukaryota; Metazoa; Nematoda; Chromadorea; Rhabditida; Dracunculidae. The record is from the annotation of a GenBank genome assembly.
AUGUUAAGAUGGGCCGAUAGCAUCAAAGUCGAUGGCAAACGCUUCAAUCAUCCUUUUGUACAGUCGAUAUGCAUGUUUAUCGGUGAAUUUUCUUGCCUCGUAGUUUAUUUCAUGAUUUAUUUCAUUCGUCGUUACAAGUGGAGGCAGAUGGGUGUUAUAGGAGAAGAAGGUCGUAUUGAUGAUCUUAGUUCUAUAGAAGAACCGAAAUUACCUGAAGUUAAUCCGUUUAUCUUUGCGAUUCCCGCAACAUGUGACAUCAUUGCGACAUCAAUUAUGUAUAUUGGGCUUAAUCUUACUCAGGCUUCAUCUUUUCAGAUGCUUAGAGGAGCAGUCAUAAUUUUUACUGGCUUGUUCUCAGUGGCUUUCCUUGGCUCUCGUCUGCAAGGAUUCAGAUGGUUUGGUAUGGGUUUUGUAACUGUAGGAUUGGUUAUUGUUGGCGUUAGUGAUAUAAUUUUUGAUAAUAAUCCCAAAGAUGAUUUAAAUGGUAUUAUCACAGGGGAUCUGCUUAUUGUCAUGGCGCAAAUUAUUGUUGCAAUACAAAUGGUUGUUGAACAAAAAUUUCUGAAUAAAUAUGACGUGCCGCCAUUAUUGGCUGUUGGAUUAGAAGGAUUUUUUGGCUUUAUAAUCCUAGUUGCAUUGUUAUGUCCUAUGUAUUAUAUAAAAGUACCAUCAGCUUUCUCGACGAAUCCAUACCAUCGCUUAGAAGAUAUUUUCGAGGCAUUCAAGGAAAUAAAGCAAAAUAAUUUAAUAUUGUUGCCACUCUGUCUUACCAUUGUUAGCAUUGCUUUCUUCAAUUUUGCUGGAGUAACAGUGACGAAAGAGUUAUCAGCAACUACUCGAAUGGUGCUGGAUAGCGUAAGAACACUUGUUAUUUGGAUUUUUUCAAUACCGCUUUUCGGUGAAAAAUUUAUUCCCGUUCAGCUAAUCGGAUUUUUCCUGCUCAUUCUUGGAAUGUUCGUUUAUAAUGAUAUCUUAGUGGGACCCCAUAUUCGAAACCAGGUGCUUCCACGUAUGUAUGACAAUUCCUUUACAAGAUGGUCUAUGUCAUUUUGGGGCUUGGAAGAUUUUCGGCAGUCUGAUAGAGAAUCAAUAAUUAAUGAUGUUGACGAUGAUAACUAA